Camelus dromedarius (Arabian camel) is the source of this 24341-nucleotide messenger RNA. RefSeq names its product microtubule actin crosslinking factor 1 (gene MACF1). Gene Ontology annotation, molecular function: cadherin binding; structural molecule activity; microtubule binding. The transcript has 95 exons. The coding region runs from base 132 to 23135 and encodes 7667 amino acids. NCBI's taxonomy places the organism in Eukaryota, Metazoa, Chordata, Mammalia, Artiodactyla, Camelidae. The record is from RefSeq and is a predicted model, not a curated record. Gene Ontology annotation, cellular component: membrane; cytoplasm; actin cytoskeleton. Gene Ontology annotation, biological process: intermediate filament bundle assembly; wound healing; regulation of microtubule-based process.
AAUUGGAGGGAUCGCCGGCAUAGUGCAUGUUUUUAAAUGUGCAUCUAAUCCGAUGAAGCCUAGGUGGGGAUUUCUGUGGGAUCCCAGGACGGGCUUAGCUGCGUUUUUGCUGAGAUUAGGAGAGGAAAGCAAUGGGAAAUUCACUGGGGUGCGUUAAGGAGCCGAAAGAUUCAAAAGCUAUUCCUGAGAAGGCUCCCAUAUCUCCUAAGAAAAGGGUUCGGUUCAAAAGGAAGUGGAGGGGGAAGAAAACCCCUACUCCAGAGGUACCUCGUGAGGAAGAACGCUCGCAAGGAACUGGAGUCAUCGAACAGACGGAAACCCUAACGAAGUUAACAGUGAGUCUCCAGGAGAAGGAAGGAGUGGGAGGGGUAGAGCCACCCCCACCAGACAUUUUACUGCCUGGGGACUCAGCCCCCAGCUCAGGGGUGGGAGAUCAGGGGAUGAUCGUGCAGGUGAAGGAGAGAUUCCAAGGAGAGAUCCAGACCGCUCACCUUUUGUUAGAGAAUGAGUCAUCAGUUGCCGGAGGGGUCUGGGAUUCCCUGGAAGAGGGGAUGACUGUCAUCGCUCACCUGCUUGAUAACCCUGCAGAAAGGAACUGCGAGAAGUCGGUGAGCCAGUUGGUGGAAUUUCCGAGGACAGCAUCCUGCAGCAGCAGGGCUGUGCUGCUGCCUUUGCAAAGAGGGUCUGCAGUGGAGAAAGGGGAUGCUCAGCUUGGAUUUGGAAGCAGCACUUUCCCCAGGACAGACUACCCCACUGACACAGGAAGUCAAGACCAACUUUCUGAGGGCCGGAGUGUGGGGGGAGGAACCAAGGGUACUUUAAGCUCCCCUCAGGCCGGUUCCUGGAUUACGGAACAUCCAGUCCCUUCAUCACUACUAGACCAGUCAAGAGGCCAAAACUGCACAGAACCUGCCCGUGUGGGUCGAGUACCCCUCCAGGUUCCCAGACUGCCUGCUUCUCAGAGUGAUUUGUCCAUCAGUGGCAUGACUGUGAGCAUUUUACCCUCCUCCUCCGGCUAUGGCAGUGAUGGGCUGCCCUUACAUGGGAUCCAGCCUAAAGAUACAGAGCCUGAAAAGAGCUCCACGUCCUUCUCAGAAGAGGACGGCACCCUUUCUUUGGAGGCAAGCCACACCCCAUCCUGGGGUCUGGAGGAGAUCUCUGACAUCUACAUUAGUGGAGAAUCAGGGGACAUGUCAGCUAAGGAGAAGCUACUCCUGUGGACCCAGAAGGUGACAGCUGGUUACACAGGAAUCAAAUGCACAAACUUUUCCUCCUGCUGGAGUGAUGGGAAGAUGUUCAAUGCACUUAUUCACCGAUACAGACCUGACCUGGUAGAUAUGGAGAGAGUACAGAUCCAGAGUAAUCGAGAGAAUCUGGAACAGGCUUUCGAAGUAGCAGAAAGGCUGGGGGUCACCCGGUUACUGGAUGCGGAAGAUGUGGACGUGCCAUCUCCAGAUGAAAAGUCUGUAAUCACAUAUGUGUCUUCAAUUUAUGAUGCCUUCCCCAAAGUCCCUGAGGGUGGAGAAGGGAUCAGCGCUACGGAAGUAGACUCCAGGUGGCAAGAAUACCAAAGCCGAGUGGACUCCCUCAUCCCCUGGAUCAAACAGCAUAUAAUACUGAUGUCAGAUAAAUCCUUUCCCCAGAACCCUGUUGAACUAAAGGCACUUUAUAACCAAUAUAUACACUUCAAAGAAACAGAAAUUCUGGCCAAGGAGAGAGAAAAAGGAAGAAUUGAGGAAUUAUAUAAAUUAUUAGAGGUAUGGAUUGAAUUUGGACGAAUUAAACUGCCUCAAGGUUAUCACCCUAACGAUGUGGAAGAAGAGUGGGGAAAGCUCAUCAUUGAGAUGCUGGAGCGAGAGAAAUCUCUUCGACCAGCUGUAGAGAGGCUGGAAUUGCUGCUACAGAUUGCAAACAAAAUCCAGAACGGUGCUUUGAACUGUGAAGAAAAACUGACACUAGCUAAGAAUACACUGCAGGCUGACGCUGCUCACCUGGAAUCAGGGCAACCAGUACAGUGCGAGUCAGACGUCAUCAUGUACAUUCAGGAGUGUGAAGGUCUUAUCAGACAGCUGCAGGUGGAUCUCCAGAUCCUACGGGACGAGAAUUAUUACCAGCUGGAAGAGCUGGCUUUUAGGGUCAUGCGUCUGCAGGAUGAGCUGGUCACCUUGCGUCUAGAGUGCACAAACUUGUACCGGAAGGGCCAUUUCACGUCACUUGAAUUGGUUCCCCCCUCUACUUUAACCACUACUCAUUUGAAGGCAGAACCCUUGACCAAAGGAACCCAUUCUUCUUCUACCUCCUGGUUCCGAAAGCCCAUGACUCGUGCUGAACUUGUGUCUAUCUCCUCCUCUGAAGAUGAAGGCAAUCUCCGAUUUGUGUAUGAAUUACUCUCUUGGGUAGAAGAAAUGCAGAUGAAACUGGAGCGGGCAGAGUGGGGCAAUGACCUGCCUAGUGUGGAGCUGCAGCUGGAAACACAGCAGCACAUCCACACCAGCGUGGAAGAACUGGGCUCAAGUGUCAAAGAGGCCAGGCUGUACGAGGGAAAAAUGUCCCAAAAUUUCCAUACCAGUUAUGUUGAGACUCUUGGAAAGCUGGAGACACAGUACUGUAAAUUGAAGGAAACUUCUAGCUUCCGGAUGAGGCACCUUCAGAGCCUGCAUAAAUUUGUCUCCAGAGCUACAGCUGAGUUGAUCUGGUUGAAUGAGAAGGAGGAGGAAGAACUAGCAUAUGAUUGGAGUGACAACAAUCCCAAUAUCUCAGCCAAGAAAAAUUACUUCUCUGAGUUGACGAUGGAACUGGAGGAGAAACAGGACGUGUUUCGGUCUCUACAAGAUACAGCCGAGCUGCUGUCACUUGAGAACCACCCGGCCAAGCAGACUGUGGAGGCGUACAGUGCCGCUGUCCAGUCCCAGCUGCAGUGGAUGAAGCAGCUGUGCUUGUGUGUGGAGCAGCACGUGAAAGAGAAUACUGCUUACUUUCAGUUCUUCAGUGAUGCACGAGACCUGGAGUCAUUCCUGAGGAACCUCCAAGACUCCAUCAAACGAAAGUAUUCCUGCGACCACAGCACCAGCUUAUCCCGCCUGGAGGACCUGCUGCAGGACUCCAUGGAUGAAAAGGAGCAGCUUAUACAGUCCAAGAGUUCUGUUGCCAGUCUGGUUGGGAGAUCAAAAUCCAUUGUUCAGCUAAAGCCACGCAGUCCCGACCACACGCUAAGGAGCACCAUUUCUGUGAAGGCCAUCUGUGACUACCGGCAGAUCGAGAUCACUAUUUGCAAGAAUGAUGAGUGUGUAUUGGAAGAUAAUUCACAGCGGACCAAGUGGAAAGUGAUCAGCCCCACAGGGAAUGAGGCAAUGGUGCCAUCGGUCUGCUUCCUCAUCCCCCCACCCAAUAAGGAUGCCAUUGAGAUGGCCAGCAGGGUGGAGCAGUCUUAUCAGAAGGUGAUGGCCCUUUGGCAUCAACUACAUGUGAACACCAAAAGCCUUAUCUCCUGGAACUACCUGAGGAAGGACCUAGACCUUGUAAAGAUCUGGAACCUGGAAAAGCUUCGUUCCUCAGCACCAGGGGAGUGCCACCAGGUUAUGAAGAACCUGCAGGCCCACUAUGAAGACUUUCUGCAGGAGAGCCGUGACUCGGCGCUCUUCUCAGUGGCUGACCGUCUGCGCUUGGAAGAGGAGGUGGAGGCUUGUAAAACCCACUUCCAGCAUCUGCUGAAGUCCAUAGAGAACGAGGACAAAGAGGAAACUGUGGCCAAGAUGUACAUUUCAGAGCUGAAGAAUAUCCGGCUGCGCCUGGAGGAGUGUGAACAGAGGCUAAUCAGACGACUUCAGUCCCCAGCCAGCUCUAAGGCUGACAGAGAUGCCCGGCAGGACAGUGCAUUAAGGAUCGCAGAGCAAGAGCACACCCAGGAGGAUUUGCAGCAACUGAGGUCAGACUUGGAUGCUGUUUCCAUGAAAUGUAACAGCUUUCUCCAUCAGUCCCCAUCUGGUUCGAGUGUUCCAACUCUGCGCUCAGAACUCAAUCUGCUGGUGGAGAAAAUGGACCAUGUAUAUGGUCUCUCCACUGUCUAUUUGAACAAGCUGAAGACAAUCGAUGUUAUUGUGCGUGGCAUCCAGGAUGCUGAACUCUUAGUCAAAGGUUAUGAAAUCAAGCUGAGUCAAGAAGAAGCAGUACCAGCGGAUCUCUCAGCUCUGGAGUCGCAUCGGUCCACAUUGCAGCAUUGGCUUGGUGAUGCAAAGGACAAGAAUUCAGUGUUUUCAGUCCUGGAGGAGGAAAUUGCCAAGGCCAAGGUAGUGGCAGAGCAGCUGAGUCGUCUGACCCCAGAGCGAAACCUGGAUUUGGAGCGCUGUCAGGAGAAAGGCUCCCAGCUGCAGGAGCGUUGGCACCGGGUCAUUGCCCAGCUUGAGACCCGCCAAUCUGAGCUAGAAAGUAUCCAGGAAAUUCUGGGAGAUUACAGAGCCUGCCACGGAACUCUCAUCAAAUGGAUUGAGGAAACCACUGCCCAGCAGGAAAUGAUGAAGCCAGGUCAGGCUGAGGAUAGCAGAGUGCUGUCAGAGCAGCUCAGCCAGCAGACGGAGCUGUUUGCAGAAAUUGAGAGAAAUCAGACAAAACUGGACCAGUGUCAAAAAUUUUCCCAGCAAUACUCCACUACUGUAAAGGACUAUGAAUUGCAACUGAUGACAUAUAAGGCCUUCGUGGAAUCACAGCAGAAAUCCCCUGGCAAGCGCCGUCGCAUGCUUUCCUCCUCAGAUGCCAUCACACAAGAGUUCAUGGACUUAAGGACUCGCUACACAGCAUUGGUGACCUUAACAACUCAGCACGUGAAAUACAUCAGUGAUGCACUCCGGCGGCUGGAGGAGGAGGAGAAAGUGGUAGAAGAGGAAAAACAGGAACAUGUGGAGAAGGUUAAAGAACUUCUGGGCUGGGUGUCUACCCUAGCAAAGAAUACACAAAGCAAAGCUACCUCACCCCAGACCAAAGAAUCAACAGACAUUGAGAAAGCUAUUUUAGAACAGCAGGUUCUGGCAGAGGAGCUGACAACCAAAAGGGAACAAGUCUCUGAGGCUGUUAAAACUUCACAGAUCUUCUUGGCCAAGCAUGGUCAUAAGCUGUCAGAAAAGGAGAAGGAACAGAUAUCCGAGCAACUGAAUGCCCUGAAUAAGGCUUACCAUGACCUUUGUGACGGUUCAGCAAACCAGCUUCAGCAACUUCAGAGCCAGUUGGCCCAGCAGACAGAACAAAAGGGCUGCAGAGCAGUUGCUGGGGUGAUUGACCUAGGCACAGUGGAGAUAUUUCCCAUCUUCAGAGCCAUGCAAAAGGGCCUCAUUGACCAAGACACGGGCCUUGUGCUCCUGGAAUCCCAGGUUAUCAUGUCUGGCCUCAUUGCUCCUGAGACCAGUGAAAAGCUGUCUUUGGAGGAGGGCCUAGCCAGAAACCUCAUUAAUCCCCAGAUGUACCAGCAGCUCCGGGAGCUACAGGAUGCCCUGUCCUUAAUCAGCAGGCUUACUGAGGGCAGAGGCUCUCUUUCUGUGGUGGAAGCAAUUGAAAAGAAAAUAAUCAGUGAGAAAGUUGGACUGAAAAUCUUAGAAGCUCACCUGGCAACUGGAGGUUUCAGUCUCCCCCCUCAUGACAACUGUAUUAACCUAGGGGAGGCUUUUCACCAAGGCCUCAUUUCUUCAUGGCUUCACUCAGUGUUAGAGUCUCACCUGCGGUCAUCCAAGAAUUUGAUAGACCCAAACACAGCUGAGAAAAUCAGUUUGCUGGAUCUGAUGCAGAGAUGCAUUGUCCACCAGGAUUCAGGGUUGAAAUUGCUGCCUGUCAAGCAAUUGGCUGGUGGAAUGGUGAGCUUGAAAUCAGGCCGGAAGGUUAGCAUUUUCCGUGCAGUUCAAGAAGGGCUAAUAGAUAGGCAGGUCACUGUCCGGAUGCUGGAAGCUCAGCUUUUUGCUGGUGGCAUAGUAGAUCCAAGAACAGGACACAGACUAACAGUGCAAGAGGCUGUAAGACACAAUUUGAUUGACCAAGAUAUGGCCUGUGCUCUACUCAUAAGGCAGCUUCAGACAGGAGGCAUCAUAGACACUGUCACUGGGCAUAGGCUGACAAUAGACGAAGCAGUGAGCAAUGAUCUAGUAGCUGCUAAGAUUGCCCUUAUAAUUCUGGAGUCCCUUUGGUCAUUCAUGGGGUUACUGUGGCCUGAAUCUGGAGAGAUUCUCCCAAUUACAGAUGCCCUGGAACAAGGUAUUGUGUCUACUGAACUAGCUCAUAAAAUCCUUAGUGGCCGACAACAUAUUAAAGCCCUAUUUCUACCAGCAACCACAGAGAUUUGGUCCUGGAAGAAAGCAAUAGAGAAUGGUAUAUUGGACAAAGAUCUUGCCAAUAACUUGAAAUCAAUUUGCAUACCUGAUGUGAUGCCCCACAUGCAGUUAGCAGACUCUCUAGAACGAAGCAAAUUGAGCAUGAAUCCUGGAGUGGCCGGUCUGCUGUGCAGCCAGGGCCAAACUGAGGGCGUAGCAAGCCCUAACGAGAAGCUGCUGUUUCAGCUGAUGACUCACAGCUAUGUUAAUGUGCGCAAUGGACAGAGGCUGCUCCUGCUGGACAACGAGCUGAUAGAUGCACUGACAGCAGGAGGUGAAUGUCAAGCAGGUCCUCCAGAAAUGUUUGAAAUUGGACAUCAGAGACUAGAAACUCCUGAGGAAUUACAAGAAUCAGUGAAUGUGAAAAUCACAGAAGCUUUCUGUGAUGGGCUGACUGUGAGGCCACCUGAGUUCCAGUUCUCUUCUCAGAACAAAGAAGAUCCCGAUCAGGCAAAUUGCACAGAAGCAAAAGGCAAAAAGACCACUGUAGAAACAGAAGGUUCUGCAGAGAACCCCGAAGAGGACCUGUUUGUAGGAAAACAAAAAGUGGGAAUUCCAAAUGUUAAUACUUUGAAGGUUAUAGGUAAAGUCAAUUCAGAGUUUACAAGGCAGCUGUCAGGUAGCAAAAAGCAAGACCAAAUAGAAGUGUCUACCAGGGAAAACGCCAGCAGAGGCGUUCUCCUUAUGGUACCUCCUGAGGAAGCAGAAGAUGUGACUUUGGUGGAAGACAAAGAUCCUUCUGUUGAAUCAGCAAAGGAAGAAUGGCAGACUCUGAGAAAGACUUCCUUUAUGUGUCAGAAAGAACAAGCAAGCACACUUGAAACUGAAUAUACUCUGAGUGAAACUGGAAGACCUCUCAUAAAACCCCAGAGCAAAAAGUCACAAUUUCAGGUAGAGAGAACUCUAGUUUUAGAAUCGGAGCAAACGUCUGAAAAGGAUAAGAAUAUUCAUUCUCUGGGCAAAAAGAAGGCCUUAAAUAAGACAUCUUUGGGUAGGGAUGAUCAUAAACAAAGUCCAGAAGGGCACAGCAGGGCAGGUGGUCGUAUGGUGAUGUUAGGAAAGACAGAUGAGGAAGACAGUGGUCGUGAAACUUCCCUGUCAUGCAGUCAUCCUUUAGAAUUGCUUGAAGAAGCCACCUUAAAUAUAUUAUCCACACAAUUACUAGAUGGUGGUAUCUUUCAUGAGCAGACAGGUCAAAAGCUCUUACUAAAUGAAGCAAUAGCCCAAGGCCUCGUGACCAGUCACACUGCUGUGAAACUUAUGGGAAAGCUGAACAUGUUUCGGGGGUUCUUUGACUCUCAGACCUGUGAGUCUUUGACAACUGAAGAAGUCAUUGAUGAAGGUCUGAUGGAUGAGAAAUUAUUACAUAAUGUCCUCAUGGCAGACAAAGCUAUAAGUGGAGUCUUAGACCCCCGCACCCACACACUGUGCUCUGUGAAGGAAGCAGUUGCAGUUGGACUUCUUGACCCACAAACAGCCACCAGAAUUUUAGAGGGGCAGGUGGUAACUGGUGGAAUCGUUGACCUGAAACGAGGCAAAAAGAUUUCAGUAACUUUGGCCUCAAAUCUUGGCUUGGUGGACAGUGCUGACCAGACAGAGCUUAUAAAUCUGGAGAAAGCUUCCAAGGGCAGAGAUGCUGAAGAAACGAUUAGGGAGAGAUUAAUUCGCUUACAAAUGGAAACAACUGGAAUUAUGGACCCUGAGAGCAAAGCCCCUUUAACAGUUGUGCAGUCCAUUGACAGAGGACUUUUGGAGAGAGAGGAGGCCAUUCAGUUGUUGACUAAGCAGGUGGUAGAUGGAGGUAUCAUUCACCAUAUAUCUGGGAUGAGACUUUCUGUCAAUAAUGCCUUUAAACAUGGCAUCAUUGAUGAAGAUUUAGCCAAGCAACUCAAAAAAGUUGAGAGCUUAAGCCUCCAUCAGUUCUCUCAUCCUGAAACAAAGGAAACUCUUUCCCUCCCUGAAGCCAUAAAAUUAGAUCUUGUUACUCAGGAUUUGAAAAGAGAAAUCCAAGAAAUCCAGACCUUGACUGGAAGCUUCGUAGAUCUCAUUUCUGGCCAGAGAUUGACCUUGGCAGAAGCUGAGAAAGAAGGACUAUUAACUAACAGAGCAGUAUUGUCUUCAGGAAUGAUGAAUGGGAUUAUAGAUCCUGAGAAUUAUAGAAUUGUUCCCUAUUCAGAACUAGUAAAAAAAUGUAAGAUUGAUAUUGAAUCUGGACAGAGAUAUCUAGAAGUAAUUCCCUUCUCAGACAUUAAAGAUGGAGCAAGUGACAGAGUACUUACAUUGUCUCAAGCAAUUAAGCUUGGAAAAGUAGACUUUGCAGCUACACUGAGAGUUCUGGAAGCUCAGGCAAACACUGGGGGAAUUAUAGACACGGCCACGGGAAAAAGACUGACGCUGGCAUCAGCUUUAGAACAGAAAUUAGUAGACGAAGACAUGGUCAGAAUUAUUGCAUCCCAUCAGAUGUUAGAUGGAGGAAUUAUUGACAUAUUUAAUGAUCAGAGAGUGACUUUAAAGGAAGCUAUCGAGAAAAAAUUUAUCAGCCCUGAAAUGGCAACUAUGAUCCAAAUCGAUAUCUUAGAGGGCAGUGAUCACCAGGCUCCAAUUGAAAAGCAAGAUGGAAUUGAAGUAUGUGAACUACAGAAGGAAUUUCUAAGAAAGGAAAUGUUAAUUGCUUGUAAUCAGACAGCCGAAAUGAGUUGUGGUAAAGCAGAAAGUGAGAAAUUAUUUCAAAUUGAAAAUCAGUCUGCCCAAGAAAAGGUUAAAGUGAGCGUUUCUAAUGGGGAACAGCCAGAAAAGAGCAGGGAAAUUUCAUUAAAGAAAUUGGAAUGCAAGACUCAAGAUGAGAAGAGAUCUCCAGAUGCUAAAGAAUCUGGCAGUAUCAGAAUUCCUGGUGAUCGUAAUGGUAAAUCACUGGGCCAAGAUUCAAUGACACACCCUCAGUCAGAAAUUUGUGAUUUUAAACCCAAAGAGGUGACACAAAUAGAAAUUAUUUCUCACAUGAAAGAGUCUAUAUCAGGCUUAGAUUAUAAAGAAAUAAGGGAAAACCAAGGAGAAACUACUUCAGAAGGACAAGCACCAAACUAUAAAACUUCCGGCAGAUUGCUGAGUCAGCGGGUUACGCAGAAGCCAGCGCAUACCAGGGAGAAAAGUAAGAGGCGGACGAGGGAGACGGCUGCAGAAGAAAGUGUUGAAACAUGCAAACCAGCAGGUCUUUCAGAAGAAAAGUUGAAUCAGGAAACUGCCAUUAGCGAUGACCGUGACUCCAGCAUGAAGAGUCAGCCUAUGGCAAUAACAGAAAGUGAAAAAGGCAAAGCAGCUGAUAGAGAGCUGGGAUUUUCUAUUGUUUGUGAAGCUGAAGACUCUUCUUCCCAAACGACCCUCAGAGGAAUUCCUGUAAGAAAUCAAGAUUCUAAUCAAGUCAGUGAAGAAGCCAAAAAUUUAAGCUUCUGCUUGACUUUAAACCCAGAAGAAAAUUUAUCUCAAGAAAUUACUAGUGGAGCCCAGAAUGAAAUACCCUCUUCUUUGACCCCAAGACCUGAAGGAUUGCACUACCAGGAAUCAGUUGGAAAAGCCCAAAUUGCAGACACAUCCCAAAUUUUCACUGCAGACAAGUCUUUCCAAGGAACCACCAGACAGGAGACCAAUUAUUAUCAAGAUUCUUGUGUUACUUUUAAGACUAGGGAAACCAAAGAUCUGACUUCCUCAUCUAAUGAAUAUAAAGAAAAAUCACACCAAGAAGUACCUUUUGACUCAACAAGAGCUGUUAAAUUGGAAGAAAUUAGAGUAGACUCCAAAGAAGUCACUUACCUGGAAUUCUCAGACAGAAAGGGCCUUCAUCGCCAGGACAACAAAAGUGAUCAUGAACGUUGCAAAAUUCUUGAAUCGGAAAUAGUAACAACUGAGGAAGUAACUGGAGAGAAAUUUCUAAAAAUGUCAAACCCUAUAGUCACAUGUAGAGAAGCAGUGUCCUUUGAAGGCAUAGUGGCUCAGGGAGUUCCCAGAGUCUCAGUGUCCCUUCUUCCAGAGAAACUGUUAAAAGAUGUUUCUCGAAAAGAGAGUACAGGGCAACAGGCUGCCACCAUUAGUCCCACUAUUCCAGAGAGCAGUGAAGAAGAGACGGUACCUCUCAUAGCCUGCCCUGCAGUGAAGAUGGAUGAGAAGACACUACAGGAAAGGCUCAGAGAGAGCCCUGGCAGUGAGCAGACCCCCUUCGUCACUGCACCCGGGGGAAAGGGAAAUGACAGUGUAAACCCAGAACCCUCCAGAGCAACUAAAAAUGUAUUUAACCGGCAACUCUGUCUAGAACAUGAUGAGAAGUUGGUAUCCUAUCUGUCUGUUUUACGAGACAUUGAAAUGAGGACCAAACAGAUUCAACCUGUAGAGCUAAACCUGGCAGAGCUACAGGACCUGUGGUGUCAGGCCAAGGUAUUAGAUGGGGAGCUAAAGGAUCUGUCCACGUUGGUGAGUCGGGAAUUGGAGUGUGUGAAUCAGAUUAUCAUUAGCCAGCCUCAAGAAGUCCCAGCUCAACUGUUGAAGGCUCUAGAGAAAGAUGCCAAGAAUCUUCAAAAGUCCCUCAGCUCUGUGAGUGACUCCUGGAAUUCCAGGCUGCUCCAUCUCCAGAAUGCUGUGGAAGUAAAAAAGACUAGAGUGUUAAAUCAGUAUGAACAGCUAGAAAGCAAACUUCAAGAUCUGAGAGCCUGGGUUGGCAAUACCCACCUUCUCCUGAACAGCGAGGACUAUGACAAUGAAACGGAUGCUGACAGCCUGAACCACAAUCUCCAGCAGUGUGAGGAUUUGAAACAGUCCAUGGUUGAGAGGAAGUCUCAGCUGGAUGCACUUGCCUUUGACAUUCAGUUCUUUAUCUCUGAGCACGCCCAGGACUUGUCCCCUCAGCAGAACCGACAGAUGCUAAGGCUUCUGAAUGAACUGCAGAGGUCCUUCCAGGACCUUGUGGAGCAGACUGCAGCCCAGAGGGAUGCCUUGCAGGGCCGUCUUCAACAAAUGGAGCAGGCAGCCCGGGUCAAGACCCUGCAGAAACAACAAAAUACCUGUCACCAGAAGCUCGAGGAUCUUUGCAGCUGGGUAGGGCAGGCAGAAAGAGCAUUGGUGGGCCACCAAGGUCGAGCCACCCAGCAGGAUCUCUCUGCUUUGCAGAAGAACCAAAGUGAAUUGAAGGAUUUACAGGACGACAUUCAGAAUCAUGCCGCCUCAUUUGCCAGUGUUGUCAAAGACACUGAAGGGUUUCUGGAAGAGAACCAGACCAAGCUGAGCCCCCAUGAGUUGACAGCUCUCCGGGAAAAACUUCAUCAGGCCAAGGGACAGUAUGAAGCUCUCCAGGAAAGGACGAGGGUGGCCCAGAAGGAGCUGGAGGAAGUAGUGACCUCAGCCUUGCAUCAGGAGACUGAAAAGAGUAAAACAGCAAAGGAACUGGCAGAGAACAGGAGUAAGAUCGAUGCUCUCUUGGAUUGGGUGGCUUCAGUGGGAUCAUCGGGUGGACAGAUGGAGCAACUCUCAGGAGCGAACCUGGAGGAAGGAGCCCUGGACACCACUGAUGGUCACACAGGGAUGAACCAAGCCCCAGAGAAGCUGGACAAGCAAUGUGAGAAGAUGAAGGCCCAUCACCAAGAAUUGCUGUCUCAGCAGCAAAACUUCAUCCUGGCCACCCAGUCAGCUCAGGCCUUCCUGGACCAGCAUGGCCACAAUCUCACAGCCGAGGAGCAACAGGUGCUGCGAGAGAAGCUGGGAGAGCUGAAGGAGCAGUAUGCGGCUUCCCUGGCCCGGUCAGAGGCGGAACUGAAGCGGGUGCAGACGCUGCGGGAUGAGCUGCAGAAGUUUCUGCAGGAUCAUCGCGAGUUUGAAAACUGGCUAGACCGGUCUGAGAAAGAGCUGGAGAACAUGCAUAAGGGAGGCAGCAGCCCCGAAGCCCUUCCCGCCCUGCUGAGGCGGCAGGGGAGCUUCUCGGAGGAUGUGAUUUCUCACAAAGGAGACUUAAGAUUUGUAACUAUCUCAGGGCAAAAAGUCUUGGACACAGAAAAUAGCCUUGAGGAAGGCAAAGAAUCGUCAGCAACUGGAACCUUAGUGAAAGACAAGCUGAAGGAUGCAACAGAAAGAUACACCGCUCUCCAUUCAAAGUGUACGCGACUGGGCUCUCACCUCAACAUGCUGCUAGGCCGGUACCAGCAGUUCCAGAGCAGCGCUGACAGCCUGCAGGCCUGGAUGAAGGCUUGUGAGGCUGACGUGGAAAAGCUCCUCUCAGACACCAUUGCCUCUGACCCUGGGGUCCUGCAACAGCAGUUUGCGACGACAAAGCAGUUGCAGGAGGAAUUGGCUGAGCACCAAGUACCUGUAGAAAAGCUCCAAAAAGUAGCUCAUGACCUCAUGGAAAUUGAAGGGGAGCCAGCCCCAGACCGCAAGCAUGUUCAAGAAACAACAGAUUCCAUACUCAGCCAUUUCCAAAGCCUCUCCAGUAGCCUGGCUGAGCGCUCUGCUCUGCUGCAGAAGGCAAUUGCCCAAUCUCAGAGUGUCCAGGAAAGCCUAGACAGCUUGUUGCAGUCCAUCAAGGAAGUUGAAAAUAACCUGGAAGAGGAACAGGUGGCAUCGCUGUCAUCAGGAGUCAUCCAAGAAGCCCUGGCCACUAACAUGAAAUUGAAGCAGGACAUUGCUCGGCAAAAGAGCAGCUUGGAGGCCACCCGUGAGAUGGUGACCCGAUUCAUGGAGACGGCAGACGGCACCACAGCUGCAGUGCUGCAGGGCAAACUGGCGGAGGUGAGCCAGCGCUUCCAACAGCUCUGUCUGCAACAGCAAGAAAAGGAGAGCUCCCUAAAGAAGCUUCUGCCCCAGGCAGAGAUGUUUGAACAUCUCUCUGAUAAGCUACAGCAAUUCAUGGAAAACAGAAGUCGGAUGCUGGCCUCUGGAAAUCAGCCAGAUCAAGAUAUUGCACAUUUCUUCCAAAAGAUCCAGGAGCUCAAUUUGGAAAUGGAAGACCAACAGGAGAACCUGGAUACUCUCGAGCACCUAGUCACUGACCUGAGCUCCUGUGGCUUUGCACUGGACCUGUCCCAGCACCAGGACAGAGUGCAGAGCCUCAAAAAGGACUUUGCAGAGCUGCAGAAGACAAUUAAAGAGAGAGAGGAAGAUGCGUCAUCUUGCCAGGAGCAAUUGGAUGAAUUCCGGAAGCUGAUUAGGACUUUCCAGAAAUGGCUGAAGGAAACUGAAGGGAGUAUUCCACCUACAGAGACUUUCUUGAGUACUAAAGACCUGGAAAAACAGAUUGAACACCUGAAGGGUCUCCUAGGUGACUGGGCAAGUAAGGGAACUUUGGUAGAAGAAAUCAACUGCAAAGGUACUUCUUUAGAAAAUCUCAUCAUGGAGAUCACAGCACCUGAUUCCCAAGCCAAGACAGGUUCCAUACUGCCCUCUGUAGGAAGCUCUGUAGGCAGUGUAAACGGAUACCACACCUGCAAAGAUCUGACGGAGAUCCAGUGUGACAUGUCAGAUGUAAACUUGAAAUACGAGAAACUUGGGGGAGUACUUCGGGAGCGCCAGGAAAGUCUUCAGGCUGUCCUCAGCAGAAUGCAGGAAGUUCAGAAGGAGGCAAGCUCAGUGCUGCAGUGGCUGGAAUCAAAAGAGGAAGUCCUGAAAGGCAUGGAUGCCUCUUCAUCUCCAACCAAGACAGAGACAGUGAGAGCCCAAGCCGAAUCUAACAAGGCCUUCCUGGCUGAAUUGGAACAAAAUUCUCCAAAAGUCCAAAAUGUAAAGGAAGCCCUGGCUGGAUUACUGAAAACAUAUCCCAACUCGCAAGAAGCAGAAAACUGGAAGAAAGUGCAAGAGGAGCUCAAUUCCCAGUGGGAAAGGGCCACUGAAGUGACAAUGGCUCGGCAAAGGCAGCUGGAGGAAUCUGCAAGUCAUCUGGCCUGCUUCCAGGCUGCAGAAUCCCAGCUCCGGCCCUGGCUGAUGGAGAAGGAACUGAUGAUGGGAGUGCUGGGGCCCCUGUCUAUUGACCCCAACAUGCUGAAUGCACAAAAGCAGCAGGUCCAGUUUAUGCUGAAGGAAUUUGAAGCACGUAGGCAACAGCAUGAGCAGCUGAACGAGGCAGCUCAGGGCAUCCUAGCAGGCCCUGGAGAUGGCUCUCCAUCCACCAGCCAAGUACAGAAGGAACUCCAGAGCAUCAAUCAGAAGUGGAUUGAGCUGACUGACAAACUCAAUUCCCGUUCCAGCCAAAUUGACCAAGCUAUUGUCAAAAGCACCCAGUACCAGGAACUACUCCAGGACUUGUCAGAGAAAGUGAAGGCAGUUGGACAGCGACUGAGUGGCCAGUCAGCCAUUAGCACCCAACCUGAAGCUGUGAAGCAGCAAUUAGAGGAGACCAGUGAGAUUCGAUCUGAUGUGGAGCAAUUAGACCACGAAAUUAAGGAGGCACAAACCCUCUGCGAUGAACUUUCAGUGCUCAUUGGUGAGCAGUACCUCAAGGAUGAGCUGAAGAAGCGUUUGGAGACAGUUGCCCUGCCUCUCCAAGGUUUAGAAGACCUUGCAGCUGAUCGCAUGAACAGACUCCAGGCAGCUCUUGCCAGCACCCAGCAGUUCCAGCAAAUGUUUGAUGAGCUGAGAACCUGGUUGAAUGACAGACAAAGCCAGCAAGCAAAAAACUGCCCAAUUUCUGCAAAACUGGAGCGGCUACAGUCUCAGCUACAGGAGAACGAAGAGUUUCAGAAGAGCCUUAACCAGCACAGUGGUUCCUAUGAGGUGAUUGUGGCAGAAGGAGAAUCCCUGCUUCUCUCGGUGCCCCCUGGAGAAGAGAAGAAGACUCUACAAAACCAGCUGGUUGAGCUCAAGAGCCACUGGGAAGAGCUUAGCAGAAAAACUGCAGACAGACAAGCCAGGCUCAAGGACUGUCUGCAGAAAGCUCAGAAAUACCGGUGGCACGUGGAGGACCUCGUGCCAUGGAUAGAAGAUUGUAAGGCCAAGAUGUCUGACUUGCGGGUCACUCUGGACCCCGUGCAGCUGGAGUCCAGUCUCCUGAGAUCAAAGGCUAUGCUGAGUGAGGUGGAAAAACGUCGCUCUCUGCUGGAAAUACUCAACAGCGCUGCUGACAUUCUCAUCAACUCUUCGGAAACAGAUGAGGACGAUAUUCGGGAUGAGAAGGCUGGGAUCAACCAGAACAUGGAUUCCAUUACAGAAGAGCUACAGGCCAAAACAGGGUCCCUUGAAGAAAUGACUCAGAGGCUCAAGGAGUUCCAGGAAAGCUUUAAGAACAUUGAAAAGAAAGUUGAAGGGGCCAAACAUCAACUCGAGAUCUUUGAUGCUCUCGGCUCUCAAGCCUGCAGCAACAAGAACCUGGAGAAGCUGAGAGCCCAGCAGGAAGCGCUGCAAGCCCUGCAGCCACAGGUGCGCUACCUGAGGGACUUCACUCAGGGCCUCGUGGAGGACGCCCCGGAUGGGUCCGAUGCUUCCCAGCUUCUGCAUCAAGCUGAGGUCGCCCAGCAAGAGUUCCUAGAAGUGAAGCAAAGAGUGAAUAGUGGCUGCCUGGCAAUGGAAAACAAGCUGGAGGGGAUCGGCCAGUUUCACUGCCGAGUCCGAGAAAUGUUCUCUCAACUGGCAGACCUGGACGAUGAGCUUGACGGCAUGGGUGCUGUCGGCAGGGAUGCUGACAGCCUCCAGUCUCAGAUUGAGGACGUCCGGCUGUUCCUCAGCAAAAUCCAAGCCCUCAAGCUAGACAUAGAGGCCUCUGAAGCAGAGUGCCGACAAAUGCUGGAGGAAGAGGGGACCCUGGACUUGCUGGGUCUCAAGAGGGAGCUAGAAGCCCUGAACAAACAGUGUGGCAAACUGACGGAGAGGAGUAAAGCUCGCCAGGAGCAGCUGGAGCUGACCCUGGGCCGAGUGGAGGAUUUCUACCAGAAACUGAAAGCUCUCAAUGACAUGACCACAGCGGCUGAGGAGGGAGAGGCCCUCCAGUGGGUCGUGGGGACCGAGGUGGAUGUCAUCAACCAGCAGUUAGCAGAUUUUAAAAUGUUUCAGAAAGAACAGGUGGAUCCUCUUCAGAUGAAAUUACAGCAAGUGAAUGGACUCGGCCAGGGGUUGAUUCAGAGUGCCGGGAAAAACUGUGAUGUGCAGGGUUUGGAACAUGACAUGGAAGAGAUCAACGCUCGGUGGAACACACUGAACAAAAAGGUUGCACAAAGAAUCGCACAACUGCAGGAGGCUUUGUUGCAUUGUGGGAAGUUCCAAGAUGCCUUGGAGCCAUUGCUCAGCUGGUUGGCAGACACUGAGGAGCUCAUAGCCAAUCAGAAACCUCCAUCUGCUGAGUAUAAAGUGGUGAAAGCACAGAUCCAGGAACAGAAGUUGCUCCAGCGGCUCCUAGACGAUCGAAAGGCCACAGUAGACAUGAUUCAAGCAGAAGGAGGCCGAAUAGCCGAGGCAGCUGAGCUGGCUGAUAGAGAGAAAAUCACUGGACAGUUGGAGAGUCUUGAAAACAGAUGGACGGGGCUACUCAGCAAGGCAGCAGCCAGGCAGAAACAGCUGGAAGAUAUCCUGGUUCUGGCCAAACAGUUCCAUGAGACAGCUGAGCCUAUUUCUGACUUCUUAUCUGUCACAGAGAAAAAGCUUGCUAACUCAGAACCUGUUGGCACUCAGACUGCCAAAAUACAGCAGCAGAUCAUUCGGCACAAGGCUCUGGAGGAAGAAAUAGAAAGCCAUGCAGCAGAUGUGCACCAGGCAGUCAGAGUUGGGCAGUCCCUUUCCUCCCUGACAUGUUCCACAGAGCAGGGUGUGCUGGCAGAAAAGCUAGACUCCUUGCAGGCCCGGUUCAGUGAGAUUCAAGACCGGUGCUGUCGGAAAGCAGCCCUGCUUGAACAAGCACUGUGUAACGCUAGGCUCUUCGGGGAGGAUGAGGUGGAGGUGCUCAACUGGCUGGCUGAGGUUGAGGACAAGCUCAGUUCAGUGUUCGUAAAGGAUUACAGACAGGAUGUCCUGCAGAAGCAGCAUGCUGACCACCUGGCUUUAAAUGAAGAAAUUGUUAAUAGAAAGAAGAAUGUAGAUCAAGCUAUUAAAAACGGUCAGGCUCUUCUAAAACAAACCACAGGUGAAGAGGUAUUGCUUAUCCAGGAGAAAUUGGACGGCAUAAAGACUCGCUAUGCAGACAUCACAGUCACUAGCUCCAAGGCCCUCAGAACUUUAGAGCAAGCCCGGCAGCUGGCCACCAAGUUUCAGUCUACUUACGAGGAACUGACUGGGUGGCUGAGGGAGGUGGAGGAGGAGCUGGCAGCCAGUGGAGGACAGUCCCCCACAGGGGAGCAAAUACCCCAGUUUCAGCAGAGACAGAAGGAACUAAAGAAGGAGGUCAUGGAGCGCAGGCUGGUGUUGGACACAGUGAAUGAGGUGAGCCGUGCUCUCCUAGAGCUGGUGCCCUGGAGAGCCAGAGAAGGGCUAGAUAAACUUGUGUCUGACGCCAACGAGCAGUACAAGCUGGUCAGUGACACUAUUGGACAAAGAGUGGAUGAGAUUGAUGCUGCUAUUCAGAGAUCACAACAGUAUGAGCAGGCUGCUGAUGCAGAACUAGCUUGGGUUGCUGAGACAAAAAGGAAACUGAUGGCCUUGGGUCCAAUUCGCCUGGAACAGGACCAGACCACAGCUCAGCUGCAGGUACAGAAGGCUUUCUCCAUUGACAUCAUUCGACACAAAGAUUCCAUGGAUGAGCUCUUCAGUCAUCGUGGUGAAAUCUUUGGCACGUGUGGGGAAGAGCAAAAAGCCAUAUUACAGGAAAAGACAGAGUCUCUAAUACAGCAAUAUGAAGCCAUUAGUCUGCUCAAUUCAGAGCGUUACGCCCGCCUCGAGCGGGCACAGGUCUUGGUGAACCAGUUUUGGGAAACUUAUGAGGAGCUGAGCCCCUGGAUUGAGGAAACUCGGGCACUAAUAGCGCAGUUACCUCCUCCAGCCAUUGAUCAUGAGCAGCUCAGGCAGCAACAAGAGGAAAUGAGGCAACUAAGGGAAUCCAUUGCUGAACACAAACCUCAUAUUGAUAAACUGCUAAAGAUAGGCCCACAACUAAAGGAAUUAAACCCUGAAGAGGGGGAAAUGGUGGAAGAAAAAUACCAGAAAGCAGAAAACACGUAUGCCCAAAUAAAAGAGGAGGUGCGCCAGCGGGCCCUGGCUCUAGAUGAGGCUAUUUCCCAGUCGGCUCAGUUCCAUGAUAAAAUUGAGCCCAUGUUGGAGACUCUGGAGAAUCUUUCCUCUCGCCUGCGUAUGCCACCACCGAUCCCUGCGGAGGUAGACAAGAUCAGAGAGUGCAUCAGUGACAACAAGAGUGCCACCAUGGAACUGGAAAAACUGCAGCCGUCCUUUGAGGCCCUGAAGCGCCGUGGAGAAGAGCUCGUUGGGCGAUCUCAGGGAGCUGACAAGGAUCUGGCUGCAAAAGAAAUCCAGGACAAAUUGGAUCAAAUGGUAUUCUUCUGGGAGGACAUCAAAGCUCGGGCUGAAGAGCGAGAAAUGAAGUUCCUUGAUGUCCUUGAACUAGCGGAGAAGUUCUGGUAUGACAUGGCAGCUCUCCUGACCACCAUCAAAGACACCCAGGACAUUGUCCAUGACUUGGAAAGCCCUGGCAUUGACCCAUCCAUCAUCAAACAGCAGGUCGAAGCUGCCGAGACUAUUAAGGAAGAGACAGAUGGUCUGCAUGAGGAAUUGGAGUUCAUUCGAAUCCUUGGAGCAGAUUUGAUUUUUGCCUGUGGAGAAACUGAGAAGCCGGAAGUGAAGAAGAGCAUUGACGAGAUGAAUAAUGCCUGGGAGAACUUAAACAAAACAUGGAGAGAGAGGCUGGAAAAGCUUGAGGAUGCCAUGCAAGCUGCUGUGCAGUAUCAGGACACUCUUCAGGCUAUGUUUGACUGGCUGGAUAACACUGUGAUUAAACUCUGCACCAUGCCCCCGGUCGGCACUGACCUCAACACUGUUAAAGAUCAGUUAAAUGAAAUGAAGGAGUUCAAAGUGGAGGUUUACCAACAGCAGAUUGAGAUGGAGAAGCUCAAUCAUCAGGGUGAACUGAUGCUAAAGAAAGCUACUGAUGAAACAGACAGAGACAUUAUACGAGAACCACUGACAGAACUCAAACACCUCUGGGAGAACCUGGGUGAGAAAAUUGCUCACAGACAGCACAAGCUAGAAGGUGCUCUCUUGGCCCUUGGCCAGUUCCAACAUGCCUUAGAGGAACUAAUGAGUUGGCUGACUCACACUGAGGAGUUGCUAGAUGCUCAGAGACCAAUAAGUGGAGACCCAAAAGUCAUUGAGGUUGAGCUCGCAAAACACCACGUUUUAAAAAAUGAUGUUUUGGCCCAUCAAGCCACAGUGGAGACAGUCAACAAAGCUGGCAAUGAGCUUCUUGAAUCUAGCGCUGGAGAUGAUGCCAGCAGCUUAAGGAGCCGUUUGGAAAUGAUGAACCAGUGCUGGGAGUCGGUGUUACAAAAAACGGAGGAGAGGGAGCAGCAGCUUCAGUCAGCACUGCAGCAGGCCCAGGGUUUCCACAGUGAAAUUGAAGAUUUCCUGUUGGAACUGACUAGAAUGGAGACCCAGCUUUCUGCAUCUAAGCCUACAGGAGGACUUCCUGAAACUGCUAGGGAACAGCUCGAUACACAUAUGGAGCUCUAUUCCCAGCUCAAAGCCAAGGAAGAGACUUACAAUCAACUGCUUGACAAAGGCAGGCUCAUGCUUCUCAGCCGUGAUGAUUCUGGGUCUGGCUCGAAGACAGAGCAGAGUGUAGCACUCUUGGAGCAAAAGUGGCAUGUGGUCAGCAGUAAGAUGGAAGAAAGAAAGUCAAAGCUGGAAGAGGCCCUCAACCUGGCAACAGAAUUCCAGAAUUCCCUGCAAGAAUUUAUCAACUGGCUCACUCUCGCAGAGCAGAGUUUAAACAUUGCCUCUCCUCCCAGCCUGAUUCUAAACACCGUCCUCUCCCAGAUAGAGGAACACAAGGUGUUUGCUAAUGAAGUAAAUGCUCAUCGAGACCAGAUCAUUGAGCUGGAUCAAACUGGGAAUCAGUUGAAGUUCCUUAGCCAAAAGCAGGACGUUGUUCUCAUCAAGAAUUUGUUGGUUAGCGUCCAGUCUCGAUGGGAGAAAGUGGUCCAGCGAUCUAUUGACAGAGGGCGAUCGCUGGAUGAUGCCAGGAAGAGGGCAAAACAAUUCCAUGAAGCUUGGAAAAAACUGAUUGACUGGCUAGAAGAUGCAGAGAGUCACCUGGACUCAGAACUGGAGAUAUCCAACGACCCAGACAAAAUUAAACUUCAGCUCUCUAAGCAUAAGGAAUUCCAGAAAACUCUUGGAGGCAAACAGCCUGUGUAUGAUACCACAAUUAGAACAGGCAGAGCACUGAAAGAAAAGACUUUGCUUCCUGAUGACACUCAGAAACUCGACAACUUACUGGGAGAAGUCAGAGACAAAUGGGAUACUGUUUGUGGCAAGUCUGUGGAGAGGCAACACAAGUUGGAGGAGGCCCUGCUGUUUUCAGGCCAGUUCAUGGAUGCUCUGCAGGCCUUGGUCGACUGGUUGUACAAGGUGGAGCCGCAGCUGGCUGAGGACCAGCCUGUGCACGGGGACCUGGACUUGGUCAUGAACCUCAUGGAUGCCCACAAGGUCUUCCAAAAGGAACUGGGAAAGCGAACAGGAACCGUUCAGGUCCUGAAGCGGUCAGGCCGAGAGCUGAUUGAGAACAGUCGGGACGACACCACGUGGGUGAAGGGGCAGCUCCAGGAACUGAGCACUCGCUGGGACACUGUGUGUAAACUCUCCGUCUCCAAACAGAGCCGGCUUGAGCAGGCCUUGAGACAGGCAGAGGAGUUCCGGGACACGGUCCACAUGCUGCUGGAGUGGCUUUCUGAAGCAGAGCAAACGCUGCGCUUCCGGGGAGCGCUUCCUGAUGACACAGAGGCCCUGCAGUCUCUCAUCGACACUCACAAGGAAUUCAUGAAGAAAGUGGAAGAAAAGCGAGUGGAUGUUAACACAGCAGUGGCCAUGGGAGAAGUCAUCCUGGCCGUUUGCCAUCCUGACUGCAUCACCACCAUCAAACACUGGAUCACCAUCAUCCGCGCUCGCUUUGAGGAGGUCCUGACCUGGGCCAAGCAGCACCAGCAGCGUCUCGAAGCUGCCCUAUCAGAACUGGUGGCCAACGCCGAGCUCUUGGAAGAACUUCUGGCUUGGAUCCAGUGGGCCGAGACCACCCUCAUUCAACGUGAUCAGGAGCCGAUCCCUCAGAACAUCGACCGAGUUAAAGCCCUCAUCGCCGAGCAUCAGACGUUUAUGGAGGAGAUGACUCGCAAGCAGCCUGAUGUGGACCGGGUCACCAAAACGUAUAAGAGGAAGGUCAUAGAGCCGGCCCACGCGCCUUUCAUGGAGAAGUCCCGUGGUGGCAGCAGGAAGUCCUUGAGUCAGCCCACACCUCCUCCCAUGCCAAUCCUUUCACAAUCGGAAGCAAAAAACCCACGGAUCAACCAGCUCUCUGCCCGCUGGCAGCAGGUGUGGCUGCUGGCACUGGAGCGGCAGCGGAGGCUGAACGACGCCUUGGACAGGCUGGAGGAGUUGAAGGAAUUUGCCAACUUUGACUUUGAUGUCUGGAGGAAAAAGUAUAUGCGUUGGAUGAAUCACAAAAAGUCUCGGGUGAUGGAUUUCUUCCGACGAAUUGACAAGGACCAGGAUGGGAAGAUAACACGUCAGGAGUUUAUCGAUGGCAUUCUAGCAUCCAAGUUCCCUACUACCAAGUUAGAGAUGACUGCUGUUGCAGACAUUUUUGACCGAGAUGGGGAUGGCUACAUUGAUUACUAUGAAUUCGUGGCUGCUCUCCAUCCCAAUAAGGAUGCUUAUCGACCAACAACCGAUGCAGAUAAAAUUGAAGAUGAGGUCACAAGACAAGUGGCUCAGUGCAAAUGUGCAAAAAGGUUUCAGGUGGAGCAGAUUGGAGAGAACAAAUACCGGUUCUUCCUCGGCAAUCAGUUCGGGGACUCCCAGCAGCUGCGGCUGGUCCGCAUCCUGCGCAGCACAGUGAUGGUCCGUGUUGGUGGAGGAUGGAUGGCUCUGGAUGAAUUUCUAGUGAAAAAUGACCCCUGCCGAGCACGAGGUAGAACUAACAUCGAACUUAGAGAGAAAUUCAUCCUACCUGAAGGGGCAUCCCAGGGAAUGACUCCUUUCCGAUCUCGGGGUCGAAGGUCCAAACCGUCCUCUCGGGCAGCCUCCCCUACCCGCUCCAGCUCCAGUGCUAGUCAGAGUAACCACAGCUGUACAUCCAUGCCAUCUUCUCCAGCCACCCCAGCCAGUGGUUCCAAGACUCCACUUCAGUUCUCUCGCUGUUAUGACAAACCCUGGUUGGUAAACAGUAAAACUGGCACCCCUGUCAGGGACAGCCACUAUCCUGACCUCCAGCUGCCCAGCCCCGAGGUUAUUCCAUCAUCAGGCAGCAAGUUGAAAAGACCAACACCAACUUUUCAUUCGAGUCGAACAUCCCUUGCUGGUGAUACUAGCAAUAGCUCCUCCCCAGCCUCCACAGGUGCCAAAACCAGUCGGGCAGACCCUAAAAAGUCAGCCAGUCGCCCCGGGAGUCGAGCAGGGAGUCGGGCCGGGAGUCGAGCCAGCAGCCGGCGAGGAAGCGAUGCCUCUGACUUUGACCUUUUAGAGACGCAGUCUGCUUGUUCAGACACUUCGGAGAGCAGCGCUGCAGGGGGCCAGGGCAGCUCCAGGAGAGGGCUAAACAAGCCUUCCAAAAUCCCCACCAUGUCUAAGAAGACCACCACUGCCUCCCCCAGGACUCCGGGUCCCAAGCGAUAACACUGUACAAGCACCCCCAAGCCUCUAUAUCCACUUUGAAUCCUGCUCCAUACAUUGGGUGUAUAUUUAUUCUCAACAGGAGAAGUUAUAUUGUUAAAAGUGUAAAAGACUAAUUGUGUUAUGAAGCUGCCUUAUUUUUUUUUUUCUUUUUGUAAGUUACUAUUUUCAUGUGAAUAUUUAUGUAGAUAAAAUUUGCCUCCUGGUAACCCUGUAAUGGAUGGGGCCCAGAAAUGAAAUAUUUGAGAAAAAAACAAGCGAAAAGGUCAAGAUGCAAAUGUGUAUUAAAAAAAAAAGCCUCUAAAUAGGGUUUCUGCGCGGUGCAGGGUUGUAAACCUGCUUUAUCUUUUAGGAUUAUUCCUAAAUGCAUCUUCUUUAUAAACUUGACUUGCUGUCUUAGCAAGAUAAAUUAUAUUAAAAAAAAUAAGAAUCCUGCAGUGUUUAAGGAACUCUUUUUUUGUAAAUCACAGACACCUCAAUUAGCAAGAACUGAGGGGAGGGCACUUCUGACUGCUUUUUCCAUUGUUUUUAAUGUUGUGUGAUUUUAGCUGAAGAGAGGGAACCUUGUCUAGGUAACGUUUGCACAUGAUACAGCAAAAGGAGUUCAUUGCAAUACUGUCUGAAUACUGUUUCAGUACUGGGUGUUUAAAGGGCAAAUAGCUGCUAGAAUUCAGGGGUAAAUGUAACUGUUCAGAAAACGUCAGAACAUUGGGGUUUUUAAGAGUCCUGGUUUGUAAAUUCCUAUCCAGCGCAGCCACCAAUAACUCCUGUGCUCACCAAGACCCAGGCCGUCGGCAAGGGAGACUCCUCGGGGGCACUGUGAAACACAGAUUUGUUUAUCUGCAUUUUUUGCUAUUUAUUUAAAAUGGUCGAUCAACUUCCCACAAACUGAGGAAUGAAUUCCACGAGCCUAUUCUAAAAACGUGGACAUAAACACUCGCUCGUCCUUUAAAGGAGUUCACCAGCACACUUGUUAACAAGUCCCGUUUGCUUCCGUCUUUUUUUGUGCGUAAUAAAGUCGGCUGACCAAGUGACCAUGAAGAGGGGCUGUCUGGGGCUCCUGUUUUUUAGCUGCUGUUCCUCUUCAGCUCCGACCAUGUUGCUGUGUGAUUAUCUCAAUUGGUUUUAAUUGAGGCAGAAACAAGCUCUACCAAUGAACUGUUUAAAAACCAGACACACUUUUGUAUUAAAAUUGCUUGCAGUAACAAA